This is a messenger RNA of Cyphomyrmex costatus, 790 nucleotides long. RefSeq names its product lipopolysaccharide-induced tumor necrosis factor-alpha factor homolog. Gene Ontology annotation, molecular function: zinc ion binding. The coding region runs from base 167 to 706 and encodes 179 amino acids. The transcript is spliced from 4 exons. Lineage: Eukaryota; Metazoa; Arthropoda; Insecta; Hymenoptera; Formicidae. The record is from RefSeq and is a predicted model, not a curated record.
UUUUCACGACGCGCGAAUUUGUGUCCCGUCGUCGUCUGGCCAUCGCGUUUGACGCUCCAAUCGCUCCAUUCUCCAAUCGAGCCGAGGAACGAUAACCUAAUUUGUUCGACGAUUACGUGAAGUAUAGACGAUUGCUUAAUUCGCCUGUAUAGGACACAGGGAGAAAAUGGAGAAGAACCUGGGUUUUGUUAACGCACAACCUUCGGCCCCUCUACCAACGGCUCCGCCGUCUUACGAGGAAGCCAUAGCUAACACAGCAGGAGCACCUACGCACCCUCAAGCUAUUCCCACACCGUAUCCUCUGGGAAGUGCGCCAAUACAAAUGCCUAUGCCAUACAAUCAACCAUCAAAUCAAACUACGAUGCCUAUGCCAUCAGUUUUCCCGGGUUCGAGUCGAUCAACAUCACAACCGUGUUUCAAUGCCGAAUCGAAUUCUGUACCGCGAACACAAGUACGGGUCGUUCAACAACAUGUAGUGCUCACCCUAGGGCCGAAUGCAGUGAAAAUGUCCUGUCCGACGUGUCGCGCCGAUAUCAAAACUACCACAAUAUCGGAUCAUCAGCCAAGUGCUCAUAUUUGCUGCGUCAUACUCUGCUUACUUGGAUGCUGUCUUUGCUCAUGCCUGCCAUAUUGUAUGAAUGCUUUCAUGAGUGUUCAUCACUUUUGUCCAAACUGCAAAAAUUAUAUUGGCACGUGGAAAGGUUGAUUUUACUCGCGCACAUACGGUUCCAACCUCGUGUAUCGAGAUGCUCUGCAAUUCUAUAAGGAACUACUCGAUACCCUUCGUUUA